AUGCAGUUCUUUAGGGGCUCCACAAACUCGACACACUCUGACCCCAAGAAAGAACUCUGUGCAUCAUCCCGCCACAUUGAGCACCAGUGCAACAACCAUGCCGCACUCACCCUUCUCCACAAACACCCCUCAGCUUGCAUUGUCCAAGACAAGGUGGUUUAUAAGGUUGAACCAGAAGCAUUGGGACCAUUCUUUGCAAAACAUAGCCAUCUGUGGACCCAUCCAGAUGAUUAUAGAGGUAUAGAGGUUAAAGCACUAACACCAGGUGCUGGACGGAAGAGUGUUGGUCAUAUCAAAGUCUUAUCCGAAAGGAGAUCUGUGAAUAAGUCUUCAGGAUUUUUUUAUUAUGUAGGGAUAAAGUUGGGAGAGUUGGUACACAGAUGUAUCUACGCAGCUAAUGGUGCUCAGCCAUCAGUGAUGGUGCUCAGCCAUCAAGUCUGGAUAGAGGAGACUAUUAAGAGUAGAGACAUGGUUCUUCUGCAUGUGAGUGGUUAUUUUAAGGAAGAUCAAAAAGCAGGAUAUGGAGUUAUGAUCCGGGAUGUUCAUCUCAGGCCUAUAAAAAGCAGGAAGAUCAAAAAGCAGGAUAUGGAGUUAAGAUUGAGUUUGAAAAGCAGGAUAUGGAGUUAUGAAAAUGGACUGAUUAGAUGUAUGUUAGGUGUUAUAGGGAAGGAUUUGGAAGGAUUUGUGUUUGUUUAUUGUAAUACUUGUGUUUGA
Papaver somniferum (opium poppy) is the source of this 714-nucleotide messenger RNA. RefSeq lists its product as uncharacterized. NCBI's taxonomy places the organism in Eukaryota, Viridiplantae, Streptophyta, Magnoliopsida, Ranunculales, Papaveraceae. The transcript is spliced from 3 exons. The record is from RefSeq and is a predicted model, not a curated record. Bases 1 to 714 code for a protein of 237 amino acids.